AAGUACCCACUGACGUGUUUCAUAUUUUGAUUUAGUUUUAACAUGUGGCAUUUUCAUAGAAACAUUUUGUUGUAUUUGUGCUUUUAUGUAUUGCAUUUUACGACACAGAAUGAACAGUGUGAUGGAGAUUCAUGUUCAUCAGACGUUACGACUGACAAAAAUGAUGGCGGUUGGUACACAGAUUUUAGGGAGCAGGUUGCCAAGCCUGGACCUUGCAAUGUUGAAAGAGUUGAAGCUGCAACUUUGACACAAGAAGAUUUUAUUAAAAAAUAUGCUUACACUGCCCCCGUGGUUAUAUCUGGAAUUAAAUAUAAUGAGGAAUUUAGAAAAAUGUGCAGUAAGCAAAAUAUGUUGAGAGAAUUUGGCAGCAAAACUAUACGUCUUAGCUCUGCCAAUACUUAUUCCUAUAAAAAAGUUGAUGUCACACUACGGGAAUACGUAGAAAAUAUAUUAAAGCCACAAAGCUUGUACACAUUAGGAAAUGAGACACUAUACUGGUUUGGUGAUAACAACUACACAGAGUGGAGUGAUCUGUUUGAGCAGUAUAACCAGCCACAGUGGAAACUACCAAAGACUGAAGGAGUGCUCAGCUUUGGGCUAGCAGGUGCCGGUACAGGUGUACCUUUCCAUUUUCAUGGGCCAGGGUUUGGAGAAGUCAUUUAUGGGAGAAAGCGCUGGUUUCUAACUCCUCCUGAGCAAAAGCCAUCAUUUGACCCAGACCAGACCACUCUUCACUGGUUAGUGAACAAUUACCCACAUCUAAGUGAAAAUGAAAAACCUCUUGAGUGCACAAUUGGACCAGGAGAUCUCAUAUACUUUCCAGACAGGUGGUGGCAUGGCACAUUAAAUAUUGAUACCAGUGUUUUUAUUUCUACAUUUCUUGGGCCAAUGUAGUUAACUUGAAAUACCUAACAUUCUCUCCAAGUAAGAACAUUAUUGAAAACAUCGUAUGGCUGAUAAUCAGCUAUGGCUCAAUUUCAAGGGUGCCAAGCCUGCUGUAACAAGAGAAAUAAAAUUUUCUGACAAGGAAUAACUCUUUUUAGCAAAGUAAAUCAAUAUUCCAAGAAUAUUUUUAACUAUAAAUUGUUACAUAAAUAAAUACCUUGCAAUGGUUUUGCUUCUGUCAGUAUUCACAUGUCAUGUUUUGCUUCUGUCAACGUUCACAUGUCAUGUUUAUCAUUUUAUUUGUGAAUGUUAGUUAUAAACUUUUGGUAUUAAUUUAUUUUUACCAUAGUGCAACUUUUAAAAGGAAAGCCUUUUUAUUAAAAAUAUUUUAUUGGACUUUUGCAUUUAUUGUGAUUGUGAAAAAAUAAACCUUACGUAUA
Lingula anatina is the source of this 1325-nucleotide messenger RNA. Its product is annotated as jmjC domain-containing protein 8. Lineage: Eukaryota; Metazoa; Brachiopoda; Lingulata; Lingulida; Lingulidae. Gene Ontology annotation, molecular function: cis-regulatory region sequence-specific DNA binding. The record is from RefSeq and is a predicted model, not a curated record. Gene Ontology annotation, cellular component: nucleus.